AUGUCCGCUGUCUGGACUUGCUUCAUGUUUAUCAUUGCGUCCACAAUAGGCGUGGAGGACAGCCUCUACCAAAUUGACUUCCAACAACUUUUCCAGUCCGUCGAACUCAACCUCAAUACCGACGCGGACGAGACCAGCAGAUACGCACCGUGGUCGUUCAAGCCAGUCUGCACCCAGACACUCCCGUCGGUCGGCAGCGAACUGUGCGUGUACACAAAUGCAACAUUCGCCAACGGACGAGGAAUCUCCAUAUUCACCACAACCCAGAUCGCCGAGCAGACCACCACUUUACCGCCCUUCAACGAUAGGGACGUUCUCUCUCCUCUCCUCAAUACUGAUUCAGGGGCGUGGUACACUCAGCCCAUCUCGAACAAGGGCAUCGGCAUGUUCGCGAAACGCCCUCUCCGACGUGGCGAUGUGAUCGUAGCAACCACGCCCGUCCUGGUCGCGUAUUCCGAGAACCUCCUCUCGCCAGCCGAGCGGGAAAGGUACCUCCAGGUCGCAAUCCACCAGCUGCCUGCGUCGACGCGAGAAGCGUACCUCAACCUCACCACUGUCCACGGCAACCCGGAGAUCCUGAUGCAAGACAUCGCCGCGGCCAACACGUUCGCCAUCCAACUGCACGGGCAAAAGCACUUGGCAGCCUUCCCGGAACCUUCGCGAAUCAACCACGACUGCGCGCCAAAUGCUCAGUUUCACAUCGACACGGCCACGCUGACGCACUACGUCCGCGCCGUCCGACCGAUCCCGCCGGAUGAGGAGAUCAGCAUCGCGUACACCAACCCGCUCGACACCUAUGCACAACGCCAACGAUAUCUCCGCCAAUCGUUCGGAUUCGAGUGUACUUGUCGGCGGUGUCGGCGCGGCGGAUCCGGCGAUGACGCUCUUGACGAGCUCAAUGCACUGCAGGCGAGCUUGGGCGACUGGACGGCCGAGUCAAAAGCCAGCGUCGCGCAGGCGGAGCGGCUGAUCAAGCUGUACCAGGAUCAAGGCCUGGAUGGGUAUCUGGAUCCGGCGUACUGUCAUGCUGCGCUGAUGUAUAGCUCUGUGGGCAGUGUGAAGGGCGCGAGGAAGUACGUCGAUCUGGCUGUCGACGCGAUUGAGUUGAGAUUGGGAUCGUAUGCGGAUCAGGAUGAUCUCGGAGUGUGGAAGGAGAUGCGCAGAGAUCCGAGCAAGCAUUGGAGUUGGAAGGCGAGGAAGAAGCAGAGUCGCGCGGAACUGAAACCGAAACCGAAGCUGUAGAUGAGAAGCGUCGGGGUAUAGGAGUCUAUUUGAUAGAAGGUCGCUAAGUUUCUAGUUGUC
This is a messenger RNA of Exophiala xenobiotica, 1302 nucleotides long. RefSeq lists its product as uncharacterized. Gene Ontology annotation, molecular function: protein binding. Lineage: Eukaryota; Fungi; Ascomycota; Eurotiomycetes; Chaetothyriales; Herpotrichiellaceae. The transcript has a single exon. The record is from RefSeq and is a predicted model, not a curated record. Bases 1 to 1242 code for a protein of 413 amino acids.